Messenger RNA from Sardina pilchardus (European sardine), 1105 nucleotides. It is a transcript of the gene emc10, whose product is annotated as ER membrane protein complex subunit 10. The coding region runs from base 26 to 769 and encodes 247 amino acids. The record is from RefSeq and is a predicted model, not a curated record. NCBI's taxonomy places the organism in Eukaryota, Metazoa, Chordata, Actinopteri, Clupeiformes, Clupeidae. The transcript is spliced from 8 exons. Gene Ontology annotation, cellular component: EMC complex.
UUCUUCCUGCAUUACGCUAAACAAAAUGGCUUCGUCCAGACCAACAUACAUUUCGCUGUCGAUUCUGUCAACAUGUAUAUUGCUGUUGUGGACAGAAUUCGCAAGCUGCAAUCUCGGUAGAAGACCAAGUGAUGCUUUGGACACGGACUACUCUGUACUCCUCGAGCAUUCAUUUGAAAUAGAUGAUUUGCCAAGGUUUCGGCGGAGAGGCUCACUGGAGUUGCGAUCAGGGAGAGAGCCUGGCGUCACCAUCUCUCAGAGUCAGCUGUCAGAGGAGGACAGGAACAUGCUGAAGGAAGUCGCUGCUGUGGAUGGCCUCUACCGAAUCCGUGUCCCCCGAGUGUCUUUAGACAGGCAAACAGAGAAGCAGACAGAUGGCUAUCUCACAGCUUUUGUGAGAGCGUGUGCUAUGGUGGAGUCACACCUGAGUGAUGUCAUCACUCUCCACACUGAUGUCACUGGCUAUCUUAUUGGCGUUUCCAUAGUGACCUUGCCUGGGGCUUGUCGAGGAGUUGAGGUGGAGGACGAGGUUGAUCUGGAGUCUUUUAACACCACACUGAGUGUCAUGGGUCCUGUCAAUGCUCCCCAGCCAGAGACUGCUCUGUUUAUUGAGAGGCUGGAGCUGGAAAUGGAGAAGAAAGUCAAAAAUCCACAGGAGCAGAAGUCCUUCUUUGCCAAAUAUUGGUAUUUGAUUCUGGGCGGCGCAGUGUUCCUCAUGGCCACCAGUUCAGCACAGCCCCCAGCAGGGGGCGACAGAGAGCAGAGCUGAUUCCCAUUCAUUUCAAUGGAUGUACAUUGUUCCCCUCGUCCUCUUCCUCAUGAUGUCCGGCGCACAAGACCAAUCCGGGGGCGGGGCUGGCGGUGGAGCUGCCAAUGGCGGCGGCCGAUGAUCGCCAUGCCGAUGUGACACGCAUAAGUGGAUAACUUCCUGUUGUGUAUAUAAUGCUGAAUGAAUGGUAACUGAUAACUAAAUUAUGUUCAAUUAAAUGUGCACUCACACAAACACAUGACCAUGAACUCCUGCUGAGAUGUGAAUUGUACUGCGUUUUUAUUACUGAAGUAACUGAAGAAAGAAAAUAAAACUCUUAGAGAAUAUGACCACUAA